Messenger RNA from Cynoglossus semilaevis (tongue sole), 2156 nucleotides. RefSeq lists its product as uncharacterized. The transcript is spliced from 3 exons. The record is from RefSeq and is a predicted model, not a curated record. Lineage: Eukaryota; Metazoa; Chordata; Actinopteri; Pleuronectiformes; Cynoglossidae. Bases 72 to 908 code for a protein of 278 amino acids.
GUUGCAUAAUUCAGGCCUGGGUGUGAUUUUGAUGUAUAUCUAAUGUGUGCAAAGAACAAAACAGCAAGCAGAUGUCAGCGCCGACAGUAAAAUGCCAGAGAAGAAGUAAAGGGAGGAAAGUCGAGAGGAAAUAUGUGAAAAUUAAAUAUUUCGACAUGCAAACAACCAAGCACUUCAUGGACGUCUCCUCGGCCUGGAGUUACCCACGGGACGACUUUGAUCGCGUGUGCAAGAUCAUUUGGAGCAGAGCGGAGGAGGUGGAGGAGAAGUUCGGCCGAGGUCGACAUGCGCCGGAGCCGCCGCAGAGAGUAGACGGUGGACACACACAGAGCAAGACAAGUCACAGGGUGAGGGAACAGCAGAAAGAAAAAGACGAUUUGGGCUUAAACCCUGAAAUUAUUGGAACGUGUCCUUAUCUUCUGGGCUGCAGACAUCACCACGUCCCCAAGCCUGCACAUGUACUGAGACCUGUGAUGGGGACGAAGGAAAAACUAAAUAAAGGAAAGGAAGACAGGGAGAGGAAUGUAGUAGGGACGCGUGAAUCCCUGGGUAACAACCAACACCCAGCGAAGACUCAGCAACUUCAUAAAAAAUGUGAUAAAAAAUAUAAAACAAAACACGCACAAACUCAUCCAGCAAAGUGCUGCCAAGUGACGUGUGACGCCUAUCACAGACGGAGGGAAAACAUUUCCCAUGAAGCCUCUAUCAACUGGACAGCAGAGCACAACUGUGUAUUGGAUCUUAAAAUGUCCAGCUCGGUCAGCCAAAAUAAUUUUUCUACUACAUGUUUAAAAGCCUACAGCCAGCAAUCAUCCUCAGCAACGCCGCACGCCACCUCUCCGCUGCUUACCUUAGGAAACUUAAAACCAAAUUUGAGCAUCGCUACCAAUCAGAAGGCAAUGCUAUGAGUCACUCAGAAUCUUCUAACAACUCUCCCCACCCACACACACACGCACACACACACUAAGGCACAAAUGCAAACACCACAUCUUUCUGUGAAGGUGUCAAAACACAGUGACUCUAUCUGUGUCGUGGAGGAACACUGCCUUGUUGGGAUGACUCAGUGGGAAUAUGUUUUCAUAAUCACGGAAUCAUUAUGCAGCCGCACAGUGAAUUACUGGGGGGUUGCAUCAAGCGGGGUUUGGACGCAGAACAGAACGGACGCAGGUGAAAAUAAAAGAGAAAAACUCAAGCAACGUUAACUUUUAGAAAAGUAGCAACAUUUGUCCAGUGCCUCCUACGCACUCGGGUACUCUCACUCUGUGUAUCUUUGUGUAUAAUACAGUAGAUACUGCUGGCACUGUGCAGUUGGUGGACAGUAGCUCAGGGAUUUUAUGUCAGUAUAUUUUGUUGAACUGCAUCACUUCUUAUGGCACAUCACCAUUCAAUGCAUUUACAGUUGCUAAUUUAAUCUUGGCAGCAGGUUUAGAUUUUUUUUUAUUCAGUGAUCAACCUAUCCACAGGAAUCUAUUUGUCAGGAAGCCACUGAGUUAAAAACUAAAAAGUAACAGCAUCCAAGCCAGGUUUAUAAAUGUGAUAUUUGCUCCAACAUUUUCAGGGUCGAAAACCCCAACAAAAAAAUGAAACAAGAUAUAGUGAACAAACUUGGCAAAUCUACUUAAGACGUCUGAGAGACUCUAAACUUUUUAACCUACUUAUUCUAAUGUCUCCAUUACACUUUCGUAGGACAAUUCACAUUUGACAUCAUUGUAGAACUAAUGCGAUCUUGGGUGGUGGCUAGGUGGGGUAGAGUUGUCAAAGUGGACUCAAAGCAAACAGACGCAAGUCUUUGGACAUUUCGGCACACAGGUACAGUGCACGGGACAGAGACACAAGUAUCAUGUCACCUAAAUCUGAUGUUCAGUCUUUGUUGUUCAUGUUGCAGGUGAAGUUCUAGAUGAUGUCGAUGUCAAUUCUAGAACACGGGCUGGUGUUGUUAAAGCCGGCAAACGGCCACCGGGGGUCCCGCAGCGUACAAGAAGGAAAUAGAGGAAGAACAAAGCAGUGGGGCAGAAAUGUGCAGAGCUGUCAACGCCAGGUCUGAGCUCCUGACUGAGCACAAAACUACAUCACUGUUAUACGGUGCACAGAGACUCUAAUUGUCUUGAUCAAUAUUUAUGUCUUUUUAAAUAAAAGGACUUGGAAUUGACGCACUC